Galleria mellonella (greater wax moth) is the source of this 3475-nucleotide messenger RNA. RefSeq names its product ras-related protein Rab-14 (gene Rab14). Gene Ontology annotation, molecular function: GTP binding; GTPase activity. Gene Ontology annotation, cellular component: phagocytic vesicle; trans-Golgi network; Golgi apparatus. The record is from RefSeq and is a predicted model, not a curated record. Bases 167 to 808 code for a protein of 213 amino acids. The transcript has 5 exons. NCBI's taxonomy places the organism in Eukaryota, Metazoa, Arthropoda, Insecta, Lepidoptera, Pyralidae. Gene Ontology annotation, biological process: Golgi to endosome transport; endocytic recycling; defense response to bacterium.
AAGAUAAUUUUAUACAAUUUUAUUUAUUCUGAAACGCAAACGUGAAAUCUUUUUUUAUUAAUCUUAUAACUUUAGCAAUAUUAUAGAUUUUAUGCGCAAUCAUAUAAAUAUUAUUAAACUGUUUGUUAUAAUUUUCAAUUCUGUGGGAAUUUUAUAAUUUUGCAAGAUGACAUCUGGACCUUACAACUACUCAUAUAUUUUUAAAUAUAUUAUAAUUGGUGAUAUGGGAGUAGGGAAAUCAUGUUUAUUGCAUCAGUUCACUGAUAAAAAAUUUAUGGCUGAUUGCCCUCAUACCAUUGGAGUAGAAUUUGGGACGCGGAUAAUUGAAGUUGCAGGCCAAAAAAUUAAAUUACAAAUAUGGGAUACAGCUGGUCAAGAAAGAUUUCGAGCCGUGACACGUUCUUAUUAUCGUGGAGCAGCUGGCGCACUUAUGGUGUAUGAUAUAACAAGAAGAUCCACUUAUAACCAUUUAAGCAGUUGGCUGACAGAUACUCGCAAUUUGACUAAUCCAAGUACUGUGAUAUUCUUAAUUGGUAAUAAAUCAGAUUUAGAUGGUCAAAGGGAUGUUACAUACGAGGAAGCCAAACAAUUUGCUGAUGAAAAUGGCUUAAUGUUUGUUGAAGCAAGUGCCAAAACGGGCCAAAACGUGGAGGAAGCUUUUCUGGAAACUGCGAAGAAAAUUUAUCAGAGCAUCCAAGAUGGGCGGUUGGAUCUGAACGCAGCGGAGUCUGGAGUGCAGCACAAGCCGGCGUCGCCGGGCCGCCCGCUCGCCGCGCAGCCGCCCGCGCGCGACAACUGCGCCUGCUAACCGCCGCCGCCACUCGCACCACUCACUUAAUGUUCUCUUAGUAUAACUAUAGGUAAUCUAAAAUGUAUUAUCUUUUUUUUUUCAAGUUUGUAUUUAUAAAUAGUGUACAUUCCACGGCUAUCAAAAAUUCAAUGGGAUAAGGUUAAAAUAAUUAUAUAAAAUAUAAUGGACAAGGAAGUGAUGCGAUCGAGACGCUUUUUUCCUGUAUUGGUUUCUAUGUUACUUGUUAGAACUCGAAACAAACUUCCAGAUGUAUAAUCAGAGAUUGAAAAGUGGCACAGUAUAUAAGAACGUAUACAACCAAUUUUGUUAAGAUUAAAGUCUGUUUUUAUAUUAAAUUUUAAGAUUUUGUUUUCUAAUAACAAUAUCUCAUGUUUCAAUUUAAAACACAAACCAAUUUGAUGAUUUCAAUUGUGUUGUGUGUCGAUAAAUAUGCAAGUGCAUGUCACCAAAUUAUUUGAUGUUAUAAAAAUUGAUUAUUGAUAGCAAACCCCACUUUCAUACUGAACCUUUUUGGAAUUGCCCAGAAUCAUUCCAGGCCAAAAAAUAAACACGCAAAGUACAUACAGUUAGCAUCUAAAUUUAUAUUUGUGAAUUGUUUCCUGAAUUAUACAAGCUUUUACAUAAUAUCGAUUUGUCUUGAAUGAACUGUGGUUUAUGAUGGGUUGUUAUUAUGUAAAUAUAUAAAAUAAAUUAACAAAUUAUACGAAGUAACAUAAUAGAGCUUAAAAAUUUAUAUUUUGGAUUAUAGCUUCGGUGAAUGUGUCAUUGUAAUAUCGCGGUAUUUGGCGACAGAUUUAAUAGAUAAAGUCUCAGAGUCAAGAGCAAAGCAUGUUCGAUUUUUAUUUAAAAUAUAAUUAUGUUUUGCUCUCUAAUCGAUCGGUGUGAACAAACUACGCGAAACAAACCGUCCUUUAAUAAUAUCACAAUGUAAGGCUCAUAUGUCGCCAGGCAACAUUUUCUACUAUUUUGUCACAUAUUAUACUGAAGCCUAGACUUCUCAGUUUAAACACAAAUUGUUUUUUAUUGGUUCCAUUAUUACAAGAACUUUAUUUAGCAAUUACAAAAGUAUUACUAGUAGAGUCAAAAUUAAGUAGUUAAAGUCCGUAGAAUAAAAGAGCAAGUGUAAAGGCAACUAGACACGCUUCACUAACUGUGUAUAAGCAUACAGUCUUUAAAUUUAAGUGCAUCUUUAUAGAAUUUUUGUAUGAUAGUAUUUAAAUAAUAAAUAACAGAGUUAUUGUUCUACAGCGAUGUUUAAUUGCUAAUAUCUCUUAACUGAUACAAACAAAAUUUUAUCAAUUCUUAGAAAACAUUCUAAUUCUAAAUUUAUUCCAAUUACGAUAAAACCAAAAAGUAGUUAUUAAUUCUUUAUAUAUUCAUUUAAAUACUGUCUAUGUAACACAUGAUAUAGAAGUUUAGAAAAAAACACUACUAUUUUAUAAAUGUUUUUUUAAUGGAUGAUAAUGGAAUGGUAACCCCACCCGUGCUAUUGUUAUACACCGGCGGGGCACCAGUGAAGUAUGAUAGAUGAGGAUGAAGUAGGUCAGUUAGCCCAUCGUGACGAAUUCAACAAGAAUUGUUCUCGAUGAUUGCCAGGGGGAACCACGUGGAGGUCGACCUAAUAAGGCAUAUUGCUAGCAAUGGGGCUGUCAAACUCCAUUGCUAACAAUCCCUUUCCCCCCAUUUUAUAAAUGUUAGAAGAUAUUAGUGACUAACCAUCGAUAUAACUGUCACUUACAUAAUAAAAAAAUUGCUAAUGUAAGGUGUAGGUGGCCCAUAUAUUAGUAACUAUUUUUUAACUUACUGUUAUUACCUAUAUUAACAUUUAAGAUCACUUCUUCAAAAAGUUAGAUUAAUUAUUCAAUAUUUUUUAAUUUAUGGUUAAUUUUCUUUUUUCCAUACAUGUUUAAGUAUUAACAUCUAUAUAGAGACAUAUUUAUUCCGUUACAAUAGUAACUAUGUUACUAUUGUUACAGUAUUUGUAGGGAAAGUUAAUACUUUAUAAUUAUUUUUAUUAUACCUUCAAAAUGUGCGGUGCUACUGAGAGUUGUCACACCAUGGAGUUGGGGCGUAGUAGUAAGUUCUGUACGCUCUUCCGUGUACGAUGUAGGUAUACAUUACAGGAUUUCAUAUCUUAAAUAUCAAACUUCCGUUUCGCGAUGUUAGUUCACGCUAAGCUCCGAAACGGCUCAACUAAUUUGAAUGAAAUUUUGUAAAUAUAUAUUAUAUAUUCCAACUUAAGAAAUUAGAUUCAGUAGGCGGCGGGAGAACUAUUCGGAAUAUUGAUUAAAUUUUACAAAAUGCAUAAAGUAUUUUACACCCCUUGAUUUUAUUAAGAGUAUACCAUAUACAUUUGUGACAGAGUAAAAAAAAAUAUUUUGUUUAUUUAUAAAUAUUAAUGUGUCCCUAUUUAUCAUGUAAUUGUUUAGGAUAUGCAAAGUUGUUGGGCCCCUUGUUAUUCCAUACUAUAUAUCUAUGUUGUUUUUGUUUAGAAUAAAAUAAAAAGUAUGAAACUUCUGGAACGUUACCACUCUCCAUUUUCUUCUUACACUAAAUUAUCCAUACAAUUUUUUUUACUGAUGCCCAUCCCGCACGCUUUAUUGACAGGCUAUAUUUACAAAAUAUCACUUUGAAUGACAACAAUAAAACAAAUUUAUAAUAAGA